AUGGCGGACGCUGUGGUUGACCCCGAGGUGGCCGGCGGCGCGCUGCAAACGGUCAAGGACUUGGCAGCUGGUGCCGCGGGUGGCGUUGCUCAGGUCUUGCUCGGCCAACCUUUCGAUAUCGUCAAAGUCCGCCUCCAGACCUCAACAACGUCCUCAUCGGCCCUGACCGCCGCCAGCCAAAUCUACAAGAACGAGGGCGCCCUCGCCUUCUACAAGGGCACCCUCACACCCCUCAUCGGCAUCGGCGCCUGCGUCUCCAUCCAGUUUGGCGCUUUCCACCAGGCCCGCCGCUACUUCGAGGCCCGUAACGCUGCCUCCUCCCUCGGCGCUAGCCCGGCCCUCAGCUACGGCCAAUACUACGCUGCGGGCGCCUUCGCCGGCGUCGCCAACUCGGUCAUAUCGGGCCCCAUCGAGCACGUCCGUAUCCGCCUGCAGACCCAGCCCCACGGCGCUGCGCGGCUGUACUCGGGCCCCCUCGAUUGCGUCCGCAAGCUCUCGUCCCACGGGGGCGUGCUGAACGGCCUCUACCGCGGCGAGGCCGUGACAAUCCUGCGCGAGGCUCAGGCCUACGGCGUCUGGUUCCUGGCCUUCGAGUGGAUGAUGAACGCCGACGCCGCGCGCAACAAGAUCGACCGCAAGGACAUCCCAAGCUACAAGAUUGCCUUCUACGGCGGUCUGGCCGGCGAGGCGCUGUGGCUCAGCAGCUACCCCUUUGACGUGAUCAAGAGCAAGAUGCAGACGGACGGCUUCGGCAAAGAGCAGCGGUACAAGACCAUGCGCGACUGCUUCGCCCAGACGUACCGCGGUGAGGGACUGCGCGGGUUCUGGAGGGGCAUCGUGCCGACGCUGCUGAGGGCCAUGCCCGUCAGCGCCGGCACGUUUGCGACGGUUGAGUUGGCCAUGCGGGCUCUCAGCUAA
This is a messenger RNA of Colletotrichum graminicola M1.001, 918 nucleotides long. RefSeq lists its product as uncharacterized. Gene Ontology annotation, molecular function: L-ornithine transmembrane transporter activity. Gene Ontology annotation, biological process: mitochondrial L-ornithine transmembrane transport. The record is from RefSeq and is a predicted model, not a curated record. NCBI's taxonomy places the organism in Eukaryota, Fungi, Ascomycota, Sordariomycetes, Glomerellales, Glomerellaceae. The coding region runs from base 1 to 918 and encodes 305 amino acids. The transcript is spliced from 2 exons.